AUGUCCAUGGAAGGAGUUUUUCUAGAGAAAUCAAAACCAAGCACAACUACAACUCUCCCUGAUCUAUCUCUUAACAUCAGUCUCCCGGAUACUCAUCAUCAUCAUCACAAUGAAUCUUCUCGAAGAUCAUCUCAAACCGACAACAACAAUCUGAUCAACAGAUCAUCAAACUUCGAACUCUCUUUGUCUCAUCACAAUCACCCAACCACAAGAAUCUUUCAUUGUCCUGAUCGAAGAAACCUUAAUCUUCCUCAUCAUCAGCAGCAUUACAACCCUAUCAUCAAUGGUGGAAGUCUUCAUCAAAGGGUCGAUGAAUCCGAGAUUAAUAAUCUCCACCGUCCGAUUAGAGGCAUCCCCGUCUAUCACAACCGUUCAUUCCCUUUCCACCAACAAACCAAUCCUUCUUCUGCUUUGCCUUCUCUUGGAGGAGGAGACUUGGAUCAAAUUUCCAUCUUAAACUCAUCUUCCGGCUAUAACAACGCUUACCGAUCAUUACAAUCUUCCGCGAGGCUUAAGGGUGUUCCUUUGCAUCAUCAGCUACAUCAUAAUCAUAAUCACUAUGGAGUCGUUGGACCUUCAGAUUCUUCUUCUCCUCAUCAUCAGAACCAUCAUCAUCACGGGAUGAUCAGAUCAAGAUUCUUGCCUAAGAUGCCGACGAAGCGAAGCAUGAGAGCUCCGAGGAUGCGUUGGACGAGUAGCCUCCACGCGCGGUUUGUUCACGCUGUUGAGCUUCUAGGCGGCCAUGAAAGAGCAACUCCAAAGUCGGUUCUUGAGCUCAUGGAUGUAAAAGACUUAACUUUAGCUCAUGUAAAGAGCCAUUUGCAGAUGUAUCGAACUGUUAAGACCACUAACAAGCCUGCUGCUUCAUCAGAUGGGUCCGGAGAAGAAGAAAUGGGAAUAAAUGGAAACGAAGAUCAUCAUCAAUCAUCGACAGAUCAAAGGGCACAAUCUGAUGAUACUUCUCUUCAUCAAGAAAUUGACUUUCCUUCCACACAACCUCGUUGGAGUAACUCUUCACGAGAGACAUGGCCAUUAAGCAAUAACUGUUCAAGCGACAUAGAUACGAUGAUCAGAACUUCAUCAACAUCAAUGAUCUCUCACCAUCAAAGAUCCAACCUUCAAAAUCAGGAACAAAGGACGAACGAUCAAGCAAAGAGGUGUGGAGAUAUUAGUAAUUGUAACAAUCCAAGUUUGGAGUUCACUUUAGGCAGACCAGAUUGGCAUGAGAAAUGA
This is a messenger RNA of Microthlaspi erraticum, 1233 nucleotides long. The record is from the annotation of a GenBank genome assembly. Lineage: Eukaryota; Viridiplantae; Streptophyta; Magnoliopsida; Brassicales; Brassicaceae.